This is a messenger RNA of Arabis nemorensis, 432 nucleotides long. NCBI's taxonomy places the organism in Eukaryota, Viridiplantae, Streptophyta, Magnoliopsida, Brassicales, Brassicaceae. The record is from the annotation of a GenBank genome assembly.
AUGGAUUCCAGUGACCUGUGGUUUAAAUCCGAAUUGGAGAUUGCUGUCCUGUUCGCACCUAUAGAUCCGGUGUGUCGAAUCUGCUCCUUCUCUCACUUUCCGCUAAUGACAUCCGGACGUCUGCUGAACCUUCCUCCUCCGCCAAAGCUACCGGAUCCAGCUCCUCAUCAUAAAUCACCGUCCUUAGCUUCUUCGUCCCAGCCACUGUCUGCUUCCCCGCCGCACCCAUUGCCGUGGUGGCCAAGGUCUUCCGCUCUCUCGGCUUCCGUCGAAAUUUGUGUUGCUGCCUCAGCUUUAUUGUGCCCGCACAAGUCUUCCUCUCACCAACCUCUGUUCAUCUCCGUAUCCUUGUCUCUGCCUCUAGUUCUACCAGAAUCUGCUUCAUUGGAUUGGCCCAACUUGUGUGGCAGAGACCAAAACCAUGACAACUAG